GGUCGGGUGCCCCGGGUGGAUUGGAGAGGUCUUUUACGUACCAAUGGAAUGGUCUACACACACUCCGCAUACCCGGAGCACUGGGCCUUUUAAAACGAACUAGCCCACUUUAUAAACAACCAAAUUACAGCGCUCAUAGGAUAAAUCGGCUGCCCCGCCCAAAUCUUAAUUAGACUACCCUCCGCCAACUACAGAAACUGGUGUGGAAAGCAGUUCGUUUGGAGUUAAACAACCAUCGGAAAGGGGUCUCAAAAAGACUUUCAGAACACAGCAAGGCAAUUAAAGGAGCGCAGUGUCAUUCUCGUAACCGAAUUGUCCAGGUAACCUCAAUUCUCCGGACAUCAUACAUCUUUGUUUAUAAAUCUGCAGAUAGGUGGAAACUAUCCUAUCAACAUGUUUAAUUCACUCCAUGCGGGUUGGGAGGACAGGGAAGCCACGAUGGUGAAUCUGAAAAACGUAUCUCCUCCAAGUGAAGGAAUACGGUACAAUCAAGGUGAAAUCACCGCUGUUUGGAAUGGCGAAGGGCUUGGACCAGGAACUCUGUACAUUGCAGAAACAUGUGUAUCAUGGUUCGAUGGGUCUGGAAUGGGGUUUAAUUUGAAAUACCCGUCAAUCAGUCUCCAUGCAAUCUCACGCGAUUUUACCGUGUACCCAGGAGAGCACCUGUACGUCAUGGUCAACACCAAACUCAACGGUAACUGUGAGAAGUGUGUGGAGGAAGAGGAUAAUGAGAGUACUGAUGAUGACUGCGACGCUGAUUCCAUAAGUCCUGUUACAGAGAUCCGUUUUGUGCCCAGUGAUAAGGCUACCUUGGAGCCCAUGUUCUCAGCCAUCUCUGAAUGCCAGGCCCUGCACCCUGACCCUGAAGACUCCGACUCUGACUUUGAGGGAGAUGAGUACGACGUUGAAGAAGCUGAACAGGGUCAGAUAGACCUGCCCACAUUUUACAACUUUGAGGAGGGUCUGUCCCAGCUCACCCUGGAGGGCCAGGCCACCCUGGAAAGACUGGAGGGGAUGCUGGCCGACUCUGCAUCCCAGAAACACCACUGCAUGGCCGGGGUAAGACCCGAGGACACCCCAACGGGAUGCUGCAAUGAGUCUGGUGCAGUAGGGGUCUCAGGACAGUUUGAAGACGCCAACGUUGAUCAUUGAUGGAACAGAGAGGCCCUUGUUAGCACCCUCCUGACCGAAAGCAUUUGAAAACGGGGGCAUUAGGGUGGAAUCGAAGUGUGGGGGGGCCUAAAGGUCUGAUUGCGUAACACAGAUGCAGGCAGUGCCAAGGCACUGGGUCUCUGAAUGAGUACAGAUAAAUAAUUUUAAGUCUCACAAGGCUAAUCUCUACUGGCAGAUCACGAUAGGCCUCGAAGUCUGAAGGACUAAAGCAAAUAACUGUCACUUUUUUGUGAAGCGUUUCCAUUUUUGUUACUGAAAGAAAAGAACAGCCAGCAGAUUUAUUUUGAGCUUUUGUAUGUUCAAAUAAUAAAACUUGGUUUUGUAUAAAGCAAGGUGUGUGUGUGUGUGUGUGUGUGUGAGCGCGAGAGUGGAUGAAUGGGUAAUCUGUCAUCCGAAAUGAGCACAGACUUUCAAACAGCAACUUGUAAAUCUUAUCAACCUGCGUGUAACAAGUGAUCAAUUGCAGGAUAAGGAUUUGAGAUGCUGGUGGGAUGUUCAGUUGGCUGCCACAGACCAGCUCUAGAGCCUUAACAACAUUUGUUUGUUGAAAAUACUUUGUUUGCCAACUGGCACCCUGGUUCAGUGGCAUGGUGUGGAUUUCUGUAGGACUGCUUCUCUUCCAGAUGGGUUGGUGCCCACACUGCCCAGCCACUCUACACCCCCCCCCCCCCCCCCACAGUUGAAAGAAAGAGGCAGCUUUGUGUGUGUGGGGGGGGGGGGGGACUGACUACUGACACGCAGAGAAAGAAUGGAUUCAGAGGGAGAGGAUUUAUGCUCAAAUACAGUGGCCGCUCAGCACCCAAACACCAUCCCAGCCCUCUUUGCUCUUUUGAUUUGUUCCUUCUCCAUCAGAAGAGAAAUCGACUUCUCUAGACUUUCUGCACAGUGUGCAUUUUAAUCAGAGGGAAGGCAUUGUUGAAUUAAAAAAUGUAGAAUUACUUAAUGAAAAAUUGCAUUAGGGUACUGGAUCCCAAUGUGUUUUUUUGAUCCUGCUAUGGAAUGUACUGCUAACGGAUAUCGGUUUCCACUAGUUCAAAAAAAUGCAGGAUAAUGUGGAGGCUGCUGAACAACCAGCUAACAAUUGAAACUGUUUUAAAUUCACACUUCAAAAGUGAUUUCACUUAAAAUACUUUUGUCAUCUUCAGGAUCAGAUUCUGAGCUAACAAGUUCUACAGUAAAGGAAGUUGUGCGGUGUUGACUGUUUAUUUAGUUUGUAAUGAUCAAUUAUGGAGAUUGAAUCUCUAAAGCCAACUGUACUGGACGGACACUCCACCCAGUUUACCACCUUCCCCAGAGAUUAAAAUACUAAUUUAUAGGAUAACAUGGUUAUACAAGCCGUUUUCUAGUGGUGAAAAUGCCCAAUAUAAUUUAAGCAAUUUCCUUUAGCAUUACUCCUUAUGGCUGUUGGGACUUUGGGAUAUGUGGUAAUAUUGUGAUGGUGUAUUCUGAGAAUCCCCAUAUCAGAUUUGUUUAAAUCUUUACAAUUUUAUUUUGAACAAACUUUUUUUCCCCCUUUUUUUUAGCAAUUCUUUAACUAAACAAGCUGCUGUUCAGCUAAAGCAAAAACAGUCUUUGUCACAACUACCUACAAGCUGAAAUGUAUUUUAUGUAAGAUUUGAUGUAUCAUUUGCCCAUCUGAGUUGUAGCAGAACACUGAAAAUAGAGGCAGCUCGUAGACCGAAUACUAGGAUAAAAAUCUAGACAUAUCGAGAAAUACAAAGAUGCACAUUUAAAUGCCGCCCUAAUCCUCAUGUCCUUUUAAAAAAAAGUUUAUUUUUGAAUUAUGUAGCACAAUCACCACAGAGCAAGACGGCUCUCUUAAAGAACAAAACAAUCUCCAUGCAUCAUUUAACAAAUGGAAUACUCUUAUUUGGCCUGAGAAGCUACUGAGGUACUGCUGGCCAAACAGCAUUGUAGAAUUCAUUCUACAAUCAACAUGUAUAGAAGUGGAGUAGGGAUUGAGUAGAGGAAUUUUUGUUUUCUGUGACUGUCUAAACUGCCCCCUAUUCACGUGUGUGUGUGUGUGUGUGUGUGUGUGGUGCACUACUUUUGACCAGGGCUUAUAGGGCUGUGGUCAAAAGUAGUGCACUAUAUAUAGGGAAUAGGAUGCCAUUUCAAAGACUCACUGUUAUGUAACUGCAGUAAGGUAAUGCCCGGGUCUGCCUAAACAUUUUGAGUUUGCUCUCUUUCUGCCACAGAGCGAACUGACCUUUGCAGUUAUAAUGCAUUGUUUGACAUGAACAUUUGACCCCUUAAAUGUCUAAUCAUCAUCAACCCUUUAUUUUAGACAAAUUUAUACCUGGAAUGGUACCAUGACUCCACUAAAAUGGGACAGUUGAAUCUUGGUGAAAAACCAGCACACAUGCAAAGAUUAAGGUACUCCAUCGUUUGGAACAAAGUUCAUAUUAAACUUGAGGGGCUGCAAACGCCUGGCUCCAUUUGUGAUGCAGAAUUUCUUUCUACUGAGGUAUGUCACAAUGACUGACGACAUUAGGGAGAGGCCUAAUGCCCAAAUGGAUGUACAGUACCUUGUGAAAGUAUUCACCCCACCCCGGCCAUUUUUCCUAUUUUGUUGCAUUACAAUCUGGAAUUAAGAUUUGUUUGUAUGUUUAUCAUUUGAUUUACACAUGCCUUUUUUAUUAUUUAUUGUGAAACAAACAAGAAAUAAGACUAACAGAACUUGAGCGUGAACUUGAGUCACUGCCCCAAAGGCUUUUUUCUUGCCACUCAUCUCAGCUAAAGUGCUCCUAGGGACAGAUAUUCCAAUCUCUGCUGUGGAGCUUUGCAGCUCCUUCAGGGUUCUCUUUGGUCUCUCUUGUUGCCUCUGAUUAAUGCCCUCCUUGCCUGGUCUGUGAGUUUUGGUGGGAGGCCCUCUUUUGGCAGGUUUGUUGUGGUGCCAUAUUAUUUCCCUUUUUUAAUAAUGAAUUCAAUGGUGCUCUGUGAGAUGUUUUAGAAUAA
Molecule: messenger RNA, 4131 nt
Organism: Oncorhynchus mykiss (rainbow trout)
Lineage: Eukaryota; Metazoa; Chordata; Actinopteri; Salmoniformes; Salmonidae
Product: methylosome subunit pICln
Biological process (GO): spliceosomal snRNP assembly; mRNA cis splicing, via spliceosome; chloride transport
Cellular component (GO): methylosome; spliceosomal complex; pICln-Sm protein complex
Source: RefSeq, a predicted model, not a curated record